CGGGCAGCGCGCGAGCUCGGUCAGUCGGCGGCCUGCGCCCUCUGCGCCCGCCCGCUCCGCGCUGCGAGACCGCCACCUGCCACAAACACAUGCCACACACACACACGCGCUAACCUUUGUUAUGGACAAGCGCGCUCCGAGCGCCCGGGGCGAGCCCAUCCCGAGCAUCCUCAAGAAGCCCAAGGGCUGGCGUAAGGGCGACCUCCUCGACAAGAGCACUAAGAUCAAACGCGAGAAGGUGGAGGGCUCCAAGAAUAAGAAUGUGAGCGCGCCGCUGCCGCAGGGCUGCACGCCGCUCAUGUACGCCUGUCAGCAGGCCGACUACAAGGCCGUCGUCGAAAUACUCAACAAGGAUCCAUUAUCAGUGCGCAUCCGUGAUCGCGGAUUACGGUGCGCGUUGCACUAUUGCGCGUCGAGUGGAGCCGGCGCGAAUCAAGCGGCGCGCGCCAACUGCGCGGAUCGUGUGCUCAUGGCCGCGCCGGUGCUAGCUGACGCCCGCGACGCCGAUGGUCUAACGCCGCUUCAUCUGGCCGUCGUACACGGGAAUGUGCCACUCGUGCAGACCUUACUCGCCGCUGGAGCUGACGUCAACUCUAGAGACGACGAGCACCAUACCGUCGUUCAUUGGGCUACUGUGUGUGGAGAAGUAGGUGCUCUGCGGGCAGUAUUAGCGGCGGGGGCAGACUCUGCGACCCCGGACCAGCACGGAGGGUAUCCGUUGCAUUACGCAGCUCAGAUGUGCGGUGCUCCGGCUGCUACUGAUCACCAAACUCGAGGCGCAGCAGAAGUCCUGAGAGCUUUAGUGAAAGAAGGCGGUGCACGAGUUGAUGUACGAGAUGCGGAUGGACGAACACCUUUGCUUUGGGCGGCAUCUGCCGGAUCUGCUGCUGCUGUGCUUGCUUUACAUCAAGCUGGAGCUAAAGUCGACGAUGCUGAUAGGGAUGGUUUGACAGCACUACAUUGUGCUGCAGCACGUGGUCAUACAGAGGCUCUGGAAACUCUACUUGGAUUGUGUGGUGCUCAAGUUGAUGUCGCCGAUUCGCAUGGCUGUACUCCUCUGCAUUACGCCGCAGCUUUGGGUCAUGCAGACUCGACUGCUGCUUUGUUGCAGCACGGUGCCGAUGCUCAUCGCCAGGACAGAAGGGGGCGAAGUCCAGCACAUACUGCCGCUGCUAAAGGGCAAAUCGAGACUAUUCGAAUUCUCGGCGCAAGAGGAGCAAAUUUAUGGCUUAGGAACUCCAAAGGCGAUCUACCACUGCAUGAAGCAGUCGCUUCAGGACGACGAGAGCUGGUUAAAUGGCUUUUAGAUGGAAGGCCGUCUCAAGUCAAUGCAACUAAUCAUGAAGGGCGCACUCCACUCCACAUUGCAGCAGCAACAGAUAAUGCCGACCUAUGUCGUCUCUUAUUAGAUCGCGGAGCGGAAGUCAACUCCGUUGCAAGAUCAUCUAAAAAUGAACCGCUAACUCCUUUAGAUUGUGCAGCAAGUCGUGGUCACCGAUCAACGGCUAAGUACAUUCAAAUGCAUGGUGGUCUUCCCGCUUCAAAAUUAGCAAAUACUCAAAUUAUAAUUGACGGUGCGCAGAUCACUGCUUUACCAACACGUCGUGUUACCAGUACAAAAAUAGAUGUACGAGACAAAAUAAGAAUAGAGAAACGCGAGGUUGUGGAGCUGUCAAGUCCUCUUCAAGAAAGACGCCGCAUAAAAGAUAGAAACGACAGCGAUACAACAAGUUCAUCAUCUCCUGACAGACGCGGAAGGAAGCGAUCAGAUAAUAAAUACUCUGAUAAAUACCAUGAUCGCAGAAAAAGGUUGAUGGAAUCUCAGAAAAGCUUUAGUGAUGGCUAUGAUACAGAACUGGAGGGAUACGAGAGAGAUUCUUACGAUAGAAAACAUAGGAAAGGUUCGAAGAAAAGCAGGUCAAAAAGCGAACCAAGUGAAAGUAGGCGAAGUAAAAGUAGUGCAAAACAACAUCGUUAUCGAUCUAGUUCUGAAUCGUCCCAAGGUAGUGAAAGUUAUUCCGAGAGAAAGAAGAGUAAAUCCCAUAGAAAGCGGAGCAAAAGGAGAACUACUUUCACAACAGAAAGUAGUGAUACGGAGUCAAGUGAGAGGCGAAGUACAAAGCGCAAGGGCAAAAAAACGUCCAUUCAUAUUGAGAACGAUGACGAAAAACAAAGUGUAAAUAUUGUGAAAUAUAAAGGCACAGAUAAUGAACCUAGUGUGACCGAAGGAAACGAAAUUGACGCAAGAAUCAAUGAAGUUGAAGUCAUGAAAGCAGAUACUGAUAAAGAAGACAAUCAACUGAUAAAAAGUAAAACACUAAGCGAAACAGAAACUGAUACACUUUCUGUCAAAACCAACAUGAUUGUUACGGAAGCAUUAAUUCACAUGGAACGUGAAUCGAGUAAGCAAGGUAGUUCGGAAAUAACGGUGAAUAUAGAUUCUUCAAAUAAUGUAUCAAUAGAAACAGCUAAUUUGUCGGUUAUGCAUAAAGACUUGUCAGAAGAAUCUAAAUCUGGCAUAGAAAAAGCUGAAAUCGAAGAUGUGAAUAAGGAAGAUCAGACUUCGGAUUUUACAAGAGCAAAUUCUCAAAAACAAGAAAAUGCCCCUAAAAUACUGCCAGACACUAGUACUUCUACAUUGGAUGAAAACAAAGUCAGUGAAGAAGCGGAGACAGAGAAAACAACAGUAGAAAUCACAGAGGGGAUUCCAACAGCUGUCGAGACAGUUAAAGAUGAUAUAAGCAAAGAAUCUGAAGGUAGUCUACUCCCAGGAGAAGGAAAAUUAAACGAAUCAUCGUCAAAUACUCUUGAAAGAUCUAGAAAAAGAUCCUUCCAAGUUCUAUCUGGCCCAGAAGAUAACGAUAAAGAAAUGACUAUAGCAAGCACAGAUGCAGACGAUAAAACGACGGAUUUACAAGAUAAAAGUGGUUCACCAACAGUGUCUUUUGCAAACAAAGACGAGAUAUUCGAGAGUAAGGAUUCUAGUAAGAUUACCGAUUUAAUGGGCGAGGAAGUAGAUCAUAGCUUAGUAGGACCUCAAACAGGUGACAAUUUUGAUAAUUCACAAAAUGACAGCAGCAAUAUAGUUACAUCAGAAGAAAAACGCAAAGACUAUGCCUCCACUACCGGUAGCAGUACAGAAGCAACACAGAAUGGCGAGAAAGGUCUUGUCACUAUAAUUGAUGGUCAUGUUUUACCAAGCGAUCGUGCUGUACAGCAAGUUAUUAUGGAAAAUUUGUCGGAAGAUUACGACGUAAAUUUGCCACUUGCUCAAGCUUCACCUAAACGAGUCAGGAAAACUUCAAAGGAAAGUCAAAUAAGUAGCAGAAAGAGCAGUAUUUAUGAGACUGAAAGUUAUAAGGUUCUAUCAGACAUAGCCAGUGCACCUGAUACUGGAAGUUCUGGAAUUCUUAAGAAAGUUUCGAAAUUAGACGUAGCCGUAGGUUCGCUGGAAGAUGAAAACGAUCCCUUUGAAAAUAAACUUGCGAAAGAAGGCUUUAUUGGCAGAGUUCCGAGUGUAAGUGAUAAUGAAAUUUACAGCCAUUCUGAGGUCAAUGGCCGCCGUAAAAGAUUCCGGAAAAAAGGUAGGACCAAAAGCCGAACUACGAUUAGAUCUAAAAGUGAAAAUUCCGAAAGAGGAUACGAGUCGAGUGGUUUGAUGGAUUCAGGUUUUGAACCAAGUCCCAGAGCAAUGCAACGUCGUAUUAUGAGCCCUCGCCUUGCAGCUUAUUAUCAGCAAAGAAACGCAAGCGGAAGGUUUUCUGGCAAGUCAGAUUCUCGUAUACCUGUACGAAAACCAGGGGACAAAAAUGCGGUUGAUAUGAAAUCGGUAACGCAACGCAUUCAAACCAAUAUGAGGAGGUAUUACUGCGAAAGGAAGAUUUUCCAACAUUUACUGGAACUAAAGCGAUUACAAAUAAGAACCAGCAAAGCAAACGAGGCCGUGUUGGUGAAAAGAGCAAUAGAUGAGUACAAUACAUCUAGUCUAUCAAACGUCGGAUUGGGCCCUUACAAUAACCCAGAUUUUUCCUUCAGUAGCUUCGAAAAAUUUCUGUAUGAAAGCUUAAGAAAGUUACAAAAAAGUGGGAAGAAACAUUUAGAAAAUCUCCCACUUAAAUCUUUAGACUUUGACUACGGGGAAAGUGAGCUGUAUAAAAUGUCGGCCAUUCCAGAUAAUCCUUGUCUUUGUACAAGCAAAACACACCGGUGUUUUCAUGCUGUUCAUGCUUACACCGGUGUACCUUGUUCUGCAUAUAUACCGUACAAGUGGGACCACCAUACUAUGCCGAAGCCAGCGACUGCCGGACCAAGUACGAAGUCAAAAGGAUUUUUGCCGAAGAUAAAUUCCAAACCCCCGCCAGGCAAAGCACAUGUAACUUUAGAAGUAUCUCAUGGUACAGAGAGACAGCUUAUUGCUUUGCCAGCAGAGAAACUUGAUAAGAACAAAAGAUAUUACGUGACUUUCACUGUUAAAGGUUCAGAACCUCCUUCGGACAAUGACAAUGCGUCACCGAAAAUUACAACCAAUGUGAAAAGCGGCUAAUAUACUUCUAUAGCUUUCUUCAAAGCUGCGGCCAAUAUCAACCAGGCGCGUUUCACUGCCAGAUUUUGGUAAUCACAUUGUUCUAAUACCUUAUCGAAAUAUUUUUUUAUUAUUUAUUUGCAGAAAUAUAAUUAUAAUAUUAUUUACUGUAUUUACAUAAUUCGACUGAAAGAGUCCGUCCAAACAACUUAGAAUCAAUCCCUAUUUUUCUAAACAUGUAAAAGGUAAAAAUAUAUAUUUGAAUUUCAGAUUAUGAGAAUUUAUCUUAAAUAUUUGUAUACUGCUAUUAAUAAUAUUAAUCCUAUUUCUAAUCUAUCAUUAUGUAG
Hyposmocoma kahamanoa is the source of this 4869-nucleotide messenger RNA. Its product is annotated as ankyrin repeat domain-containing protein 12. The coding region runs from base 122 to 4543 and encodes 1473 amino acids. The transcript has 7 exons. Gene Ontology annotation, biological process: protein localization to ciliary inversin compartment. Gene Ontology annotation, molecular function: protein binding. Gene Ontology annotation, cellular component: ciliary inversin compartment. Lineage: Eukaryota; Metazoa; Arthropoda; Insecta; Lepidoptera; Cosmopterigidae. The record is from RefSeq and is a predicted model, not a curated record.